Messenger RNA from Rosa rugosa (rugosa rose), 525 nucleotides. RefSeq lists its product as uncharacterized. The record is from RefSeq and is a predicted model, not a curated record. The coding region runs from base 1 to 525 and encodes 174 amino acids. Lineage: Eukaryota; Viridiplantae; Streptophyta; Magnoliopsida; Rosales; Rosaceae. The transcript has 3 exons.
AUGGAGGAUGGCAGAGUGCCAAUUCCAUUGAUUUUCAAGGGCAACAAAGAUGCCAUCAAGCAAGUACCUAAAUACACCACAUUCCUCAAGGAGCUAUGCACUAAAAAUAAGAAGUUCAAGAAUGAGAUUGUAGCUCUUAAUGAAGAAGUAUCAACUGUGCUUCAACGAAAGCUUCCAUCAAAGCUUAAGGAUCCCGGGCGUUUCACCAUUCCAUGCAUUAUUGGUAAGCUCAAGGAAAUGUCAGUAAUGAUAGAACUUGUUGCUCGCUCAUUAUUAUAUCAUGUGGGAGUAACUGAGGACGUGCUAGUUGUUGUGGAUGGAUUGAUCCUGCUAGCUGACUUCUUUGUUAUUGAGAUGGAGGAGGCGCCUUUAUCUAUAUCACUUCCGUUGAUUCUAGGGCGUCCGUUCAUGGCCACAGCUCACACCAAUAUCAAUAUGUUCCAUGGUAUCUUCAGCAUGGAAGUCUUUGGGAAAACGCUGAUGUUUAAGGUGUUUGAGCCUAUGAACCUUCCGUUCAAUGAGUGA